Messenger RNA from Chara braunii, 955 nucleotides. Lineage: Eukaryota; Viridiplantae; Streptophyta; Charophyceae; Charales; Characeae. The record is from the annotation of a GenBank genome assembly.
GUGCACUAAUCACCAUGGUUGACACCCGUAGUGGGAGAAGUACUAGCCCCUAUACCCAGGCUCAACAAGAGCAGAUGGCCUCCUUAGUGAAAGAGAAUAGAGAGAGGAAAGAGCUCCUGAAGCAGGCGAAAUUGAAAGCAAUCGCAGAGGAGCAGGCGGCGAAGAUGAAGAAGUUGGAGGAGGAGAUGGAGGAGAAGAAGAAGGCUGCUGAGGAAGAAGCGGCAGCAGAGGAAGCAGAAGAGAGAAGGCGCAGGGAAGAAAAAGGGGAGAGUAGUGGCACGAAGAAUGAGGAUGCAGAGAUGGAAAAGAAAAUCAACGAGUGGAUAGCCAAUUUGUCGUUCGGGGAAGAUGAAGAGGCACAGUUGUAUGUGCCACAGGAGGAGAAGGAGGUGUUUGCCAAGGCACUAGCAACGAUUGAGGACCCCCUAGAACGACAGGAGGCAGAGGAGGAGAAAAAGUUGGAGUGGAAGUUUAGAAUGAAGAGGGAGAAAAAGAGAAGGAGGGAGGAAGUUAAUCGGUUGACCACAGAGGUGGAGAAGGUGAGAGCCUUUAGGCAAGGAGUUCAGGCGCAGGCAGAUGUUACUGCCAAAAUGGACAAGAUGUUGGGGUACUUGGAGGUGUUGAGUGAGGCUUGGCUAGAGGAACGCCAAGCCAGUUCGGGUCACGAUGUGGCCCUGAGUGCCAUGUGGUCAGGGUUUCGAGAGUUUGCGUGCGAUAUGGUUACCCACGUUGGGGCCAAAGUCAGGCGGUUAAGAGAUAAUGUGGGGAAGUUUUGUGAAGGCGCCAUCGAGGAUGCCAAAGCCGUAGCCACCGUCGAGAGUGAGGCCAGACCCCGCAAGGAACCAGUUAAGCUUAAGUUCCCAGACGCGUACGGCGGGAAGCCUGAGGAGAAUUUCGAUAACUGAGAGGCUAGCAUAAACAACUAUGUUUACUUACAGCAUAUUGUACAGGACGA